Paramormyrops kingsleyae is the source of this 3707-nucleotide messenger RNA. The record is from RefSeq and is a predicted model, not a curated record. NCBI's taxonomy places the organism in Eukaryota, Metazoa, Chordata, Actinopteri, Osteoglossiformes, Mormyridae.
GAAAAGAAAAAGAGCAGGAAUUAGUGGGGGCUGGAGAGGACGCAGGACCAUCGCAGGUUAUUAUAAUAUGACACACUGGCUAGUGAGCAGCUAGAAUAUAAAACAAAUUACUGCUUGGGAUAUUCAUGUUUAAAAUAAUAAUAACGAUUUUACAAACGAUCGUAUAGACAGAUCGGAUCAAAGAAAGUUUGCAAAAGUGCAUUCUUUUAUUUGCCACGUGCACGAGUCCAAGCUAAUGUACACGAAACAGACCAGCGUUAUUCAUUGAUAACGUCUGUAUUUACUCGGACACGAGCCCCUGGGCGGGGCUAAGAGCCGAUCAUCUGCUCAUGCGCACAGACUGCCACGCGGAAGCUGACUCGUCACUGUUGUGGCGCGUGAUCGCUGCUACGUCAUCGUAAACAGCAGCAGGCGAUAUGGCGGCGGCCGUCAAGGUCAUAUUUGAGCAGGAUGGGAUAUUUAUACAUCCGAGCACCGACAGCUCUGAGUUUCAGGAUUCCCUUACAUCUGGGUUUCUCCGCAUCUUGGAUAAGGAUGGUGAAAUACUGGUUGAAUAUAAACCUUUGGAGGACUCGUCUAACAUGCUGUGUGCUGGCAAGGAUUCCAGCUCGGUGGUGCAGUGGGCACAGUGUCCCGGAGACGGACGCCACCGAUCUGUGGAGCAGCAGCAGAGCUAUGAGACUGAAUGGGACAUGGUGAACACAGUCUCCUUCAAGAAGAAGCCCUCUACCAACGGGGAAGCACUCUCCGGCCCAGCACCGGAGCGGACCAGCGGGGCCUUCCUCUUCAACGUGAGUGACCUCAAGACCAUCAAGGUGAAGACGGAGGGCUGGUGCCGCCUGACCUUCUGCCUUAAGGAGCACGUCACCCUGCCUGACCUCCACUUCCACCAGGGUGGCAGUGAUUCCUUCCUCGACUCCCUCCGUGGAUUCCUGCUGCUCACCCAAUCUCCCGGCGAUCAGUCCUUCCUGGUGGUCAGCAGCCAGAGCAAAGCGCUGUCUCAGUCCUUCGAGAACCUUCUGGACGACGCUACAUUUGGACUUGUACAGAAAUUUAAGAACGACCCUUACACGACGACGCUGGGGGGCUUCUCCAAGGUGACCAACUACAUCUUCGAUGCCUUCCGUGGGCCGGAAAUGGCGCACCGGCAGCGGCCGGCCGAGGAGGUGGCCGAUCUCAUCAGCGAGGCCAUCCCUGGGCUGGAGGUCAAUCAGCAAGAGGAGCCGGGCUUCGAGGUCAUCACCAGAAUCGAUCUGGGCCCCAGACCGGCCGUGUGGAGGGGGGAGCCGGUGUCGGCUGAAGCCUGGGCGGAGCACAUAGACGCCGAGGGGAGAGUGCAGAAUGUGGCCCAGCUGAAGGAGGCCGUCUUCAAAGGGGGCCUGUGUCAUGCUGCCAGGAGGGAGGGUUGGAAGUUCCUGCUGGGGUACUUCCCCUGGGACACCACGCGCGAGGAGAGGAAGGGCCUGCACAAGAGGAAGACCGAUGAGUAUUUCAGGAUGAAGCUGCAGUGGAAGUCCGUCAGUGAGGAGCAGGAGAGGAGGAACUCGCGGCUGAGGGAUUACAGGAGUCUGAUUGAGAAAGAUGUGAACAGAACGGACCGAACCAACAAAUUUUACGAAGGGCCGGACAACCCGGGACUGAUCCUGCUGCACGACAUCCUGAUGACGUACUGCAUGUAUGACUUCGACCUGGGGUACGUUCAGGGAAUGAGCGAUCUGCUUUCGCCCAUCCUGUACGUAAUGGAGAAUGAAGUGGACGCUUUUUGGUGCUUUGUGUCCUUCAUGGACCAGAUGCACCAGAAUUUCGAGGAGCAGAUGCAGGGCAUGAAGGCACAGCUGAUCCACCUGAGCACGUUACUGCGGCUGCUAGAUCUGUCCUUCUGGAACUACCUUGAAUCCCAGGAUUCCGGUUACCUGUACUUCUGCUUCCGCUGGUUGCUGAUUCGCUUCAAGCGCGAGCUCAGCUUCCAGGGCGUCCUCCGGCUCUGGGAGGUCAUGUGGACCGGACUCCCGUGCCAGAAUUUUCAUCUGCUGGUCUGCUGUGCUAUUUUGGACUCAGAAAAGAGGAAGAUCAUGGAGGAGAAUUAUGGAUUCAAUGAAAUCCUGAAGCAUCUCUUUGUGUGUGCGUGUCUGUGUGCGCUGUGUGAGGACAUUAUGCGUGCCCAUUAUCUGUAUCUGCCUCAAUUUCCACACCCUCAGGAUUUGCCGAGUUCCGUGGGAGAGAUCCUGGGAUUCCACGCCGACAGCGAACAGUCCAAACUGGACGGCAGCGAGUUUGGGCUCCUCGACUCCCCGCAGCCACCCCGGCGCUGGCACACGCAGGAUUUAGGGGAGGACUUCAUUCCCAACGGCAAUGGACAUUUGAGGGAAACACACGAUGUUUACAAAUUAGCCUACAUCUUGUAGCGAGGGAGCGUCUCAGCUGCGGAGGCUUUGAUAUGUUAAUCCUGUCAACAAGCAGUGUUGGGUUUCAGUUUAAUAUUGGUUGCAAUUUCCGGAUGUAGAGUUGGGGGGAGGGGGGGACAGGGAUCCUAAAUCUUAAAUAUUUUUGUAAUUCCUUGUAUGACAUUAUUUUUCUCUUUAUAAUCAUUCCCCCUCGGGAGCUGAAGGUAUUUUAUCAUUGGCCAAGUUGCAUUUCUUUUUCCUCAUUGAUGAAUGAAUUAUUUUGCUGACUGAGAGCGGUCCCUGUGUGGAUGGUCGAUGCAUAUCGUGCGUCUCUCUUUUUUUCUUUUGGAGUUGGCUGUUGUAUGUCUGUUUGCUGGAAUCAUGAUGACGUAUCGCGAUGCGCAGCUUUGCAGUGGCAGCUGUCCACUACUGGCUACUGUCGUGUUUCUCUGUCUGGGACAGGGGGGCACCGGGAACCCCCAGAACUACGGAAGAGAUGGGAAGUACCCAAACUCCGCCUUACCACGUCGACCUUGGUUUCAGUUAAACGCAAAGGCUCACCACCUCCUCAGCAUGACGUUUCUAAGUUUGGCUGUCUGACCACCACAUGUGGCCCCAGGUCUGAGGAAGUUAUGCAAACAUCGAAGGAGACCUGUGUGUGGGUCCCGUGCUGUCCUGCGGGUGGAGCCAUGUUGCUGAGCAGAUGCUGAGGGAGCUCUGAGGGACAUGACAUCACUUCCUCUCCUCCAUGAAGCACCUGGUUGGUGGCCCGACCAGGGGGUGACCUGUAAUGGUUGCGAAGAUAUUUUAGUUAGAUUUACACCUGAAUCUGAACCGGCUCGGAUGGUGUGGUGUCUGGUCACCUUCAGUCGUAGCACAAUUCCAACACCAACAUUAAAUGACAGACUGAAUCCUCCCAUCCCUGUUCGACCCCCCAUUAGAUCUCUGAACAAAAGACCUCAUAUAUGGAAAGAAAAAUCAAGGAAAACAAGUGACCUUCACAUCGAUGUUUGGUUUUGCGUGGGAACGUAGUCAGCUGUGCUCCGGUAGCCUUGCCUUCUCCACUUUCAGUUUGUCCUCCUCAGAAGCAGGUGUGGAAAAGGUACCCCUCCCCCCCCGCCCCCCAAGGCAGCGCACUGCUGUGUGGACAGGAGGCUCCGGAAGGUUCUGCGGGAGCCGGGUUUGCUCCGCUACCUGUGGUUGCGGUCCGGUACAGCCUGAUGUGAGCAAUGCUCCAAACCCCAUGUGCUACAUGUUUGUAUAUUCUUCAUGAUUGCAAUGUUCUGGUUUGAUAUUAUCUUUGAUAAAUAACUAUGCUUGAAA